UUACUGUAGAAAAAACAAUGACAUGUAUACUUGUAGCAUUUUUGGCAUGCUUGCCAGAUAGACUUGAAUGAGCUGGAUACACUAAAAUUAAUACACACCAAAGACACAAACUUUUGUGGUCCAAUAUGUCUUCUGUAUAAAGUCCUAACUUCAACCACCCUUAUCCUAUGUCUCUUUACUACCAUUUCCAGAAUUGCAAUGGAUAAAUCAAAUUCUGUUCCAUUUCUUUCUGUUUUUAUUAUACUUCUUCUUGUACAUGUUUCUAAUUCUCAUGCAGCCCCAUCAAGUGAGUCCAUUUAUGUCACUUUUCUUCAGUGUCUUAAAAACCAUACUACCCAACCAAAUCAAGUUUCCAACAUAGUCUAUUCCCAAACCAAUGCAUCAUACACCUCUAUUUUUCAAGCCUUUAUUAGAAAUGCUAGGUUCAACACCCCCUCCACCACAAAACCAUUACUUAUCAUCACCCCUUUGCAUGAAGACCAAGUACAAGCCACUGUUCUUUGCUCAAAAACCAUUGGUCUUCAUCUCAAAAUUAGAAGUGGAGGUCAUGAUUUUGAAGGUAUUUCGUAUAUCUCUGAUACUCCCUUUAUUAUCCUUGAUAUGUUCAAUUUUCAAAACAUCACCGUCGAUAUACAAAAUGAGAUUGCUAUCAUUCAAACCGGUGCAAGUCUCGGACAAGUAUAUUAUAGGAUAUGGGAGAAAAGUAAAGUUCAUGGCUUUCCUGCCGGCGUUUGUCCAACUGUUGGUGUUGGUGGCCAUUUGAGUGGAGGAGGGUAUGGUAACAUGAUGAGAAAAUUCGGGUUAUCUAUUGAUAAUAUUGUUGAUGCUAAAAUUAUUGAUGUCAAUGGUAGAAUUCUUGACAAGAAAACUAUGGGGGAAGAUCUUUUUUGGGCUAUUAGAGGAGGUGGAGGAGCAAGUUUUGGAGUUAUCUUAUCGUACACGGUUAAACUUGUUUCGGUACCAGAAAAGGUUACAGUUUUUCAAGUAGACAAGAGUUUGGAGCAGAAUGCUACCGACAUUGUUUUCCAGUGGCAACAAGUUGCGCCGCAUACAGACGAUAGGCUUUUCAUGAGACUAGUAUUGCAGCCUGUGAAUUCAAAGAUCGUAAAGGGUAAGAAAACUGUAAGUGCUUCAAUUCAAGCUAUGUUUCUUGGAGGUGCUGAUGAACUUGUAACAUUAUUCGGGAAAGAGUUUCCUUUGUUGGGACUAAAGAAGGAAAUAUGCAAGGAAAUGAGUUGGAUUGAGUCUGUAUUUUAUUGGGCUAAUUACAAUGAUGGAUCAUCCUUAAUUACACUUCUUGACAGAAGCCAUUACAAAGUGCAUUUCAGCAAAAGAAAAUCUGAUUAUGUAAAGUCACCAAUUCCUAAAGACGGAUUGAAAUGGAUUAUGAAUAAAUUGAUUGAACUUGGAAAAGUUGAGCUUGUUUUCAAUCCUUAUGGAGGAAAAAUGAGUGAGAUAUCCUCCGCAGCUACUGCAUUUGCUCACCGUGCAGGGAAUCUGUACAAAAUUCAAUAUACUGCGAGUUGGGAAAAUUCAGCAGCUGGUAUGGAAAAGAGUUUUAUAAGUCAGAUUAGAAUGAUGUAUAGUUACAUGACACCAUUUGUGUCCAAAAAUCCAAGGAGUGCUUAUUUGAACUAUAGGGACCUUGAUAUUGGUAUUAAUGGUCAUGAUAAGAAUGCAUACAAUGAUGGAGUGGUUUAUGGAAUGAAGUACUUUGGUGAAAAUUUUGAAAGGUUGGUGAAGGUUAAAACUGCAGUUGAUCCUGAAAACUUUUUCUGGAAUGAACAGAGUAUCCCAACACUUCCAAGCAAGGUAUAGGGAACCUAACUGACAGAAGAAGAAUUGAAUAGUUUAAUUUUAUUUUUAUCAUGAAUGAUAGGAGCCAAAGGCUCAUUGGAUAGUUGAUUUCAUAUUAAAUAUUGUGUUUGAAAUUUUUAAUUGUAUCAUACUAUUUGUUAUUGACAUA
Messenger RNA from Medicago truncatula (barrel medic), 1966 nucleotides. Its product is annotated as berberine bridge enzyme-like 21. The transcript has a single exon. Bases 199 to 1818 code for a protein of 539 amino acids. Lineage: Eukaryota; Viridiplantae; Streptophyta; Magnoliopsida; Fabales; Fabaceae. Gene Ontology annotation, molecular function: oxidoreductase activity; FAD binding. The record is from RefSeq and is a predicted model, not a curated record.